GGGCGGCCCUGCCCCGGGGGCGGAGAGGGGCCAGCCCGCUCGGGCGGAGGCAGGGCCGGGCCCCCGCCCGCUCCGGCGGCCGGGGGAGCUGCGCCAGCGCGGCUGGGCGGUGGUGGCGCCGGCCCUCCCCGCCCUCGCGUUCAACUGGUGGGACCCCCCCCCCUCUCCGCCCUCGGCGGCGGCGCGGCGCGCGGGAGGCGGCGGGACGAAGCCUCUAGCGCGGGGGGGGGGCGGCGGCGGCGGCGGCGGCGGCGGGGCCCGGCCCGGCCCGGCCCGGCGGGGGGCCCGCUCGGCUUGGCUGGGCUCGGCCCGGCCCGGCGCGGCUCGGCGGGGCGGGCGCCGCUGGCGGAGGAUGCGGGCGGCGGCCCGGCGGCGCGGGCGGCUGCAGGCGGGCGGCGGGCAGCGGCGCGGCGCCUGACCGCAGGGCUCCGCUCCGCUCCCGAGGAUGCUGGGGGGCGAUGCCCGGCGACAGGGAGGACGAGAUCUGCCAGAAAGCGCUGCAGCUGCUGGCCGAGCUGUGCUCCGUCGGGGCGGUGGAGAACGAGAACUGCCGGGAUUUCAUCUACUACCUGCGGGACAGAGCCCGGCCCCGCCUCACCGACUCAGAUAUCUCAAUAAGCUUGCUCUCCCUAGUUGUCACAGCCUGUGGUCUUGCUCUGUUUGGUGUCUCUCUGUUCGUGUCCUGGAAGCUUUGUUGGAUCCCUUGGCGAGAGCGUGGUCUGCCUUUUGGGAGCAAAGACAACAAACAAGAAUCCCUGAACUACACAGAUACAGAGACCAAUGAGCAUGACUACAGUGAGGAUUAUCUGGGUCAGCCUACAGCCUAUCCAGAGUCCUCCAUGAAGAUCAGCCACACCUCCCCUGAUAUUCCAUUAGAUGCUCAGGUGGGAACGAAGGAGAACUGUGUACACAAUGUGCGGAUGCAUCGCCAGAUCACUGAACCAACCUCUUCUGCUCGGCAUAAUUCAAUCCGAAGACAGCUGAACCUCUCCAACCCUGACUUCAACAUCCAGCAGGUUCAGAAACAGGAGCAACUGACGGGGAUUGGCCGCAUUAAGCCAGAGCUAUAUAAACAAAGAUCAGUGGACACAGAUGAUGGCCGGAGGAGUAAUAGCAAGGCAUGUGGAAAACUGAACUUUAUUCUGAAAUACGACUGUGAUUUAGAGCAACUGAUAGUGAAGAUACACAAGGCCAUCAACCUGCCAGCAAAGGACUUCUCUGGAACUUCAGAUCCAUAUGUGAAGAUAUAUCUGCUUCCUGAUAGGAAAACAAAACACCAAACUAAAGUGCACAGAAAGACCCUAAAUCCAGUAUUUGAUGAAGUUUUUUUAUUUACUGUCCCAUACAAUGAUCUGAACGCAAGAAAACUCCAUUUCUCUGUGUAUGACUUUGACAGAUUCUCCAGGCAUGACUUGAUUGGCCAAGUGGUAGUGGAUAAUUUUUUAGAUUUGGCAGAUUUUCCCAGGGAAUGUAAUAUUUGGAAGGAUAUUGAAUAUGUCACCAAUGAUAAUGUGGAUCUUGGUGACCUGAUGUUUUCACUCUGCUACCUUCCAACAGCUGGCAGACUAACUAUUACAAUAAUAAAGGCAAGAAAUUUAAAGGCAAUGGAUAUCACAGGAGCAUCAGAUCCCUACGUGAAGGUUUCUUUAAUGUGUGAAGGAAGGCGACUAAAGAAAAGAAAAACUUCCACCAAGAGGAAUACCCUUAAUCCCGUUUACAAUGAAGCCAUAGUCUUUGACGUCCCUCCAGAAAACAUUGACCAAAUUAACUUGUCGAUAGCUGUUAUGGAUUAUGACCGUGUAGGUCACAAUGAGGUCAUUGGAGUAUGUCAAGUAGGCAACGAUGCAGAAAGUCUAGGUCGUGACCACUGGAACGAAAUGCUCUCAUACCCUCGGAAACCCAUUGCUCACUGGCAUCCUCUUGCAGAGGAAUCAAGUGGGGGAGGGUGUCCAGCGCAUCCAGGCUGUGCAGAGAAAUAUAUACACAGCAUAUCAUUUUGGUUCCUGAAUCAGGAUUAGACUCAGCGAGAGCUUCUGGAACCUCUGUGGCCACAGCCAUAGGACCCUGAAUAUUUGCUGAAUAGGACCCUCAGUCUUCUACUGUGUGAAGAGCUAUUGGUUUCAUGUAGCGUAAUGUUAUCCACUUGUAGCAUUAAUUCUCCAGCUGACACUAUUGCUACUGUUAGAUUAUUUGUAUGGUCGUAAGCAUUACCCAAGUUCAAGUCAUAAUUUCUGUUCAUUAGAAUAACCCAGGUUUUACAAGCAACCUGAUAGCAAUGAAAACCAACAAGUAUUGGGAACAGCAACAAAUAUGGUUCUUGUAUUUGCAAAAAAGGUGCAGUAUCAUGAAAAUAUAGCUUUCUAAAUAUUUUUUUAUCAAGAAUGAUUGUCAUCAGACAUUUAUUUUUUGAUGACAAGUAGCAUCCUCAGUCUCAGUUGGUGCCUCCUUUCACCUUACACAAAAACAAAUCAAUAUGGUUCUUUGCAGAAACCCUUCAAAUCUGAAAUAAAGUUCUGUUGGGUGAGAACAAGAUAUAUAUGGUAUUUGUAAUGACAGUAUGUUCUUUUAGAAAGAAGAUAGCCAUCUGUAUAACACAGAGGCUGUUAGCCCUCAACCUUUGUAGAUGAUUUUCCAGUCAAGAUUUCUAAGUUGUGUCCGUGACACUGCAAAAAGUUGGAAGCUCAUCACAGGUGGCUAUGCUCUAUCAUACACACAAGCACACACGUGCGUGCACAUGCACACACUCACACUCACAGAGUCAUUUUAAAAUGCUGUUCCAAAUAUAUAGUGCCUAUGAAGACUUUCUUUAUUUGUAGUAGAAUUAACAGGGCUAUCUUACAUGAUGGUAUAUUGUAAAUGCUGACAAAGUCUGACCAUUAAAAAAAAAAAAAUCAAAGCACUGAACUCCUGCACAUAAUGAAAUCUGCGUCCCAGAACAAGGGCCCCUGGGAUAGAUUUUUGCCACUUAUUUAGCCAUGCAUGGAGCUCUCCCUUCCUUCAAACUUUUCUAGAGAGAAUUUUAUUCACGUUUUUACAUGGGAAUUUUUAUUUUUAAAAUGCAAAUGCAAAGUAUGGGUAUUUUAUAUAAUCUAGUUGCCUGCUACGUACUUACAGAUAGGGACCCCGUCUCUUUACAUACAGUUCAGAUAAGUUUAUGUGCACACACAUUGCUUCGUAUCUUGUAUGCGUUGAAUGCUCACCAAGCAUUUUGGGUUUGCAGUUUUGCUGACACAAAUAUGCAUGCAUGAAUUGAAGAAAAUAUUUGAAAUGUUGAUCCAAAUCUGAAAAAUUACUUUUAUAACCUAUCAAUUGAGGAUAUUCCAGAAAAUCAGAAUUGCUAAUGGGUAAAGCACAGUUUGGCACUUGCAGGAAAUCUUGGAUCUGUUGUAAAUGUGUGCUGCAGCUAUAAAGCAGAAGUUCUGUAAGUACGGUGGUUUGCAAAAAUCUCAUGGCACAGCCAUAGGUCAAUACAGCUACCACACACAAGGAUACCCCUGGCAAAGUAAACAACUCUUCAAAACCUGUCCAAGCAAAAUUUCAGAUGGGAACUGGGCAUUUCCAGAAGAACAAAACAUACAGCUCAAAGGGGCAUCAGCUGAAAAGCAGUAUCAUUAUAAUUGCCAGUGAUAUUUAUUUUAUUACCAUGUUGAGUUUAUUUAAUGCUCAAGGGUCUAGCAUGAAGAGAAUGAUUUUGAUCACAGUUCUCUUACAAAAAAAAAAAAGUAAGAAAUUUCUGUUCAGUGAGCAUUUAAAGAGGGAUCCUGUGCACCUCAAAGACUUAGGGAUGAGGAAGAAAAUAUAGUGUUCUAUUAAAAUCUCCUAAUUCUUGUGCACUCAUGACUUGCAAACUGUUACUCAGGCUGUGACAUUACUAUGUGCAUUUUACAAAUAUCUGCCUUAUCAUAGCAGUGCAUAUGUGGAAUGAUACCUAUUUUCUAUAUUUGGAUACUUCACUCUUCACCUUCAUACUCCACUUAACCAAUGCUAUUCCCUAGACCUGAAAUAUUUUCAUGUUACGGUUCUGGUGGGCCAGUACACUGCUGCUGUCUUUGGACUGUAGCACCAUAACACAACAGCACAUUAGAAGGAACAGAGGAUCUACUGCUACCAAAUCAGCUGGAAACCCAGAGAAAACUAUGAUCCCAACACUGUUCAGUCUUUCUUUUCUGAACUAUGAUUCUCAGAGGUAAAUUAGUAGAAGGCUCACAAGAAUAAUUUCAAUCUGCAACCCUCAUUUGUUUUCUUAUUUCUUGUGAAUGCAUAAUUAUACUGUAUGACAGGUAUUGAAAUUCUAAAACAGAAAAGGAAAUCCCUUAGAAAUGCAUCUCAGCAAGAUUUUAAUCCCACUUCACUCAUUAACAAUGUGCUAUUAAACUGUUACUUUUAGUUUUCCAUAACAAGUCACAAUUUCAAAUGUUGCUUUAUGAAAAAGCAGUGAGUGUCAAUGGGAAAGCCUUCCAAGCUAUUGACACUGAGGCAGAGUGUAAUGGGCAGUUGUGUGAUAUCCCAUGCCAAAAUACUCACAGCACAAACCUUCUGCAGUUGAGUGCUCAAAUAUUUCUUUAUCUGUUUCCACUGGAAUCACAAGAUAUUGAAAACCUCUCUGUUCUCUUUGGUUUCAUUUUCCCCUGUAAAUAAUCCUGGCAGUGGACAAACACACAUGCAUCUCAAUCCGGGGAAGCAGGGACUACCAGACACUUCAGCUUUCUAUGCCAGUGGAUCCAUAAAACAGCAAAGCAGUACAUGUGAGAAAUUUGUUACAUAGAGGUCCAAUUUAACUAUCAGCAGGGGAACUGCUGAUUCAAUACAAAGUGAGCUGACAGCAGAGAGUAACACAAAAGAAUGAGAAAUAAGAGGUUAUUUUAGUCCCCCCCCUUCUUGAGGGGAUAGUUGUUGGGUUUUUUUUUUGUUGUUGUUUUUGUUCUUUGUUUUUUGGUUUGGUUUGGUUUCAUUUGUGUGUUUUUAAACACCAAACAUGACAUGUAGCUGUAUUAACAUGAGCACACAAAAUCAAAGGUACAAAUACAUGUUUAUCACUUGGCAACAUUAGAGCACUGAGGGGACCUAUUUGCUAUUGAAAAAAAAAAAAACCUGCAAACUCUCUUUUAGUUGAAAAGUAACAAAAAAUAAACAGGAAAGGAGAAAAAGGACUGGAAAUUCGGUUGAAAAUUUUGCUUCACCCAAUUAGAAAUCUAUUUGAAAUUACUUUAUGCAUUUUGUUUGAACAGAAAGAAGUGAAAAAAAUUAGACUAGGUGACUCAACCUGAAGGGUCAUCAAUUAAAUCCUUUCUUCCCUUUAGAACAGUGCAUUGUCAAAUGAUUACAUCUCAGUAUCAAGUGGGAAAACAAUGGCUUUCUUAUCUACAAGGAAAAAAGCAUGUAGAGAAAGUAAUCCGUAAUACUGUAGAAUUUAAUAGAAGCCCUCUGUGCUGGGAAAAAUGGCAGCAGGACAGACUUUGAAUAGAGUCACCUUGAUUCUUGCUGUAAUUAGUGCAAGGCCUUGCUUGAGACCAUAACUCUGUUCUGAAGUGACAGCCUUACAAUAUGUGAACCCAGCUGCGCGAGGUGUGAAUGAUCUUGUAAGGGCACUGCACAUUCAGAGCCGAAUAGUUUCAAGAGCUGCCUUUACAGUUAAUUUCUAAUACAGUGGGUUGGGCAAGGAACUACAGCUGGAAGUUCUCCAGGGUCCUGCAGUUCUCUGAAAGGACCUCCAUCUCCUUGAAGGUCCGUAAAGUGCACUAAUCCAGAUGGCCGUGAUGGACACUGUUCAGGAAAGGUAUCACCAGGACAUACCUCAACUGCUGACCGAACACAGCGUACAUGGCACAGAGGGGAAGAUGACAUGAGGAUUUGUAAGCAUCUGGGCUGUUUGUUUGUUUGUUUUGUCUGGGUUUUUUAGUUCCUCCUUCUUUUGCUCAAACAUAGUCAUUGUAAAACUGGAAUGUUUUACUCAGUUGCAUGCUGGCCAGCUGUCAUUUUUAAUAUCAGUUGCAAAGGUAUGUGAAGAGAGGUGUGUUGUUUUGGUAUACUUUUGUUUUUAAUAACACAUGAACUUUGUACUAUGCUUUAUUAUUUCUUGUUCAAUAAAUAGUCCUGGUAUCUCUGUGUUUCAUGUCUAAUUUUGGAGAGCAGAGCCAUACCUAUACCAAGGCUCUCUCAAUUAGGUGGGCAUUUUGUUCGUUUAGUAGAAAUAAUGCAUGAUUCCUUUCGCAGUGAUGGUUUGAGGGACAAAAAAUUUCUUAAUUUUAUAUGUAUUACAAUCUUCUAAAAACAGGUAAAAAUGUACUGUGAUUUAUUUAUAUAAAUCUAGUCUGAACAAAUAAGUUUUGAUCUUAAUAAAAACUCUGUAAGAAAUUGUGCAA
Molecule: messenger RNA, 6362 nt
Organism: Phalacrocorax carbo (great cormorant)
Lineage: Eukaryota; Metazoa; Chordata; Aves; Suliformes; Phalacrocoracidae
Source: RefSeq, a predicted model, not a curated record